Molecule: messenger RNA, 1887 nt
Organism: Lytechinus pictus (painted urchin)
Lineage: Eukaryota; Metazoa; Echinodermata; Echinoidea; Temnopleuroida; Toxopneustidae
Product: TLC domain-containing protein fld-1-like
Exons: 5
Coding region: 222-992 (256 amino acids)
Biological process (GO): regulation of membrane lipid distribution; plasma membrane organization; membrane assembly
Cellular component (GO): plasma membrane
Source: RefSeq, a predicted model, not a curated record
ACACUAGGGAACUUGGACAGAGACGGAUCGUGAUAAUCAUAAUCGCCUCAAGUUCAUUGCUGCAGUAUCUGCUGUUCCCCAGUUGUUAUAGGAUCACGGUUCUACGUUCGUCCAAGGCCAAGAUAUUGGGAGAUGAGCCUUUAACGUCAUCCUGAGUGAGUCUAUAUUACGACGUCAUCAUUCUUUCACGACGAAGUGCUAAACAUCGUGAUAUCACCACGAUGUCGUCUGCUACGGUUUUAGCCAUUUCCACAAGUUCGGCGCUGGGAUUUUUCCUUCUAAACGCCCUGCUCAGGUUGUCGCCCCCACCAAUGCGUCACGUGGUCGUAUCGAAGCGGCAUAAAUGGAGAAAUGAAGUAGGGUCGUUGGUUCAUUCAGUUAUUGUCGGUCUAGGAUCGCUAUAUUGUUUAACGUUAUCACUCUUGAGUGAGGAGAAUGACAACUCUUAUUUCGCAGAUAUAGAAAUAUUUGGCGCCUUAUCAGUAGGUUACACAAUCUAUGAUACAGUAGAUCUGUUGCAGAACGAAUCGAUAUGGAAAGUUCUUGGUCUUUUUAUUCAUCACAUAGCUGUUUGCGGAUGUUUUAUCUUAUGCUAUCAAACGGGACGAUUCUAUCAUCUUUGUAUAUUUGCCAUGAUGGUCGAUUGCUCUAGCAUUUUUCUGCAUCUCCGCAUGCUCCUCAUCAUGCAUGGUUUCGAUAAGGACCAUCCCAUCCGAACCAUCAACACAUUCACCAACGUCGUAUCUUUCGCUGUCUUCCGUCUCGUAAUCAUCGUCUACAUCCUCGUCAACGUCCUAUUCGAACCGGAUCUCCCCGGCAUCGUUAGGUUCGCGUCACUUCUGUUAAUCUCUAGCCUACUCGUUAUUAAUCUAGUACUCUUCAAACGACUCAUUGUUAGCGAUUUAACUUCAAAGAAAACACAAUUGCCGUCGUCAAAGUCAGCGUCACCAUCGUCGUGUAAUAACAACGUAGACAUUUUGGAUACAUCGUGAAAGGAAAUAGUGAUUUCGAUUUAUUUUUAAGGUGCGUCGCAACUUCUGCGACUCUUUUAGUUGGUAACAACACUAAUAUGUCAUGCGAUUCACUGACCUGCACUAAAUUUUCUUCAUAAAUUAAGAAAAGUAGAAUAAAAGGUAAGCAUAUUAAUAGGAUAACUGAAGCUUAAUCUGCGAUCAUCCAAAUCAAGUCUUUUUUCAUAUUCCAAUUUGGGGCGAUCGAGUCUUUGCCGGAAUUCACUACCACAGUCAAGAGCUGAAGAACUCAGACUCUGCAAGAUCCAACCUAUAAAAUUGGAUUUUGUUCACUUGCAGGUACUAGGUUUGAAGACCCUCAUUAGUAAUGUGCCUUUUCUUAUAUUUCUCUUUACUUUUUUGUCUUGCUCUCUUCUAAGCGCUUUGAGUAUUUAAUCAAAUUGGAAAAGACGCUAUAUAAAUCCUAUGUAUUAUUAUGUAUUCAUUACUAUUAUAAUUGAUAUUUGUCUAUAAGCAGUGUAGGACUGUUAUUUUUACAUUUGGUUUCUUUAAUAGUUAUUUAUAGUUCAAGCUUUGGUAUUUAGUUCAGCUUUGUUUUCUUUCUUCAUGCUUCUGUUGUCAUCCAUUUAUAUUUUACUUUCAACCUGCUUCUCCUGUCAUUCCUUUCCUAUUCAGAUGUGUUCAUUCAUUACAUUCUCACAUCUGAUUCUUUUGUUCAACAUUCUUAUUAUGUAAUCAUCCCUAUCUCUUAUUGGUUAUUUUUAUGAAUUAGACUUUUCCACUUUCAGUUGGCUUCUCCAUUCUCUUUAUUUUCAUUGGUUGAUUUGGUGUAAUUUAAAUAUAUAUUAAUUUUGUAAUGCAAUUAUGAGUUUUACUGAGGCAAGGAAGCCCAGCAAAUAAAGCAGUGCACUACCUG